CGGUUAUCAGGGCACAACGACGCUUAUUUCUGCCAGAUUCUUUCGUUUCAUCGCGAAAACGCGUUGAAUAAGUCGAAUUUAUUGAUUUUUAGGAUGUUGUAGUUAAACUGUAUAAUUAUCUAAUUUACAUCGUUUUUUAAGUACAUUGCUGAAAUUAAGAUCUUUGAUGCACAAUCUAUUACGCUUGACAUGUAUAACUGCGAAUAAAGUAAAAAGAAAGCGACGAUAAAAAUAAUGACUGACGUGGAAAAAUCCAGAGCAAUGGAGAUUCAACUGGAAACUGAAAAACAAUUGAGCGAAGAUAUAAUAGAUUUCUCAGAAGCUGCAGAAAAACUGGCGGAAUUGUUAUUUCGGUUGUAUCAAAUCUAAAGCUCAGAACUUUUUUGUACACCUAAUACAUCAGUAAUGCAAACAAUAAAGAUUUCACAUUGAUUAUUAUUUAUGUUAUAUUAUUUUUCUUACAGUAAUAAACAAGAAUCUCUACUUACACGAAUGCAGCUUGAGAAUAAAAGGAUACAUGAGACAUUUGAAGAUAUAGAUUUAAAUGAUAUGUUUUCAGCCGUUAAAAUUUAUCAAGGAAAAUUAUCAGUGAUAAGAAAAGAAAUGAUUAAUAUUCAUGAAAGAACGUCUAAACUAAAGAAACGCGUGUUGCGUCUUCAACAGAUUAAGAAAAAAGAAUCAAUGAAUAGGGAACAACAACGUGAACAAGAAUUGCGCAAGGAACAAGAAUUAAUUGGAAAAUCUACAAUUAAUUAAAAGAGUAUAAAUCUUUAUAAACCGAUACAUUUUUACAAAUUAUUUCUAAAAGAAAAAUAUAACUAUGUUUCCAUCGAGGGUCAAAGUCAAGUCGAAGUCUGGUUCAGUUAAGUGCUCUUACGGUGGAAACAUUAAGAAUCCUACCCAAUAAAAUUUUAAGAUAGUUAUCAGAUUUCCUUUUUACAAUUUCGGACAACGUUUUGAUUGGCCAAAGAGUAGCUGCCAUAUUCAAAACGAUUGCGCAUCCUUGGCAAUGGAAUACCUUAUAUUCUUGUAUCAUAGUGUAACUCUGUCGCAACCUUAGCGUAACUCUGAUUGGUAGAAACAGGCAAGCCAACUUAACUUUAACCCGACUCUAAAAGAGAAACCUGAGAUCAAGCAUCCCGGCCUUUUUCAUCUAACAAACCUCGUAGGGUAAUAUACACGCUUUUGUGAUUGUCUUUCAUAUUAUUAAGUGGGUUAGACAAGGAUGAAUAAUCAAUUUCGAUUACUCGUCCACUCUCAGAUUUCUCUCUGCUCUAACUUGACUUUGACCUGAUUCAAACCAUCGGUAGAAAUAUAAACAUAUAAUCUGUUUUUUGCACUAGAAUUAUCUUUCUCACUUUUGACAAAU
Messenger RNA from Trachymyrmex septentrionalis, 1369 nucleotides. RefSeq names its product biogenesis of lysosome-related organelles complex 1 subunit 6-like (gene Pldn). Gene Ontology annotation, biological process: intracellular transport. Lineage: Eukaryota; Metazoa; Arthropoda; Insecta; Hymenoptera; Formicidae. The transcript is spliced from 6 exons. The record is from RefSeq and is a predicted model, not a curated record. Gene Ontology annotation, cellular component: extrinsic component of membrane; transport vesicle; BLOC-1 complex.